GUUGCGUUUUUUUUAAUUCAAGACUUGAGAAGGUGCUUGAGCUAAUUUUUCUCGUACGGUAUUGGCAAGAGACAUGUCAGUUUCUCCCUAAACGUGCAGUCCCCUGAGCAAACCCCCACUCACUAUCCAACCUCCACUUCUAGCCUCCAAUUUCCCCCCUCAAAUUCUUCAAUUUUCCCUACAUUAACACAAAAUCAAGAACCCAAAUCAAUUUUUUUUUUUCACGAAAAGAAUCAAUGAAAAGAACUCACAUUAGAUUAAUCCACCACAAAAAAUGGAAAACACCCAUUAUUGUACUCACAAUCUUGGCUCUAAUACUUCUUCUUACACUAAUUUUCACCAACCCCAUUUCCUCAUUUCAUCCUAAAUCCCAAAGCCCACUUUCAAAAUCAACAAUUUCUACUGAAAAUGCUGAAAUCUUUCCUGAUUUGCCUCGUUUAGCUUACUUAAUAUCAGGUACCAAGAAUGAUGUUGUAAGGAUAAAAAGGCUGCUUCAGGCAGUGUACCAUCCUAGGAAUUAUUAUUUAUUGAAUCUUGAUUUGGAAGCUUUGGAUAGUGAGAGAUUGGAGUUGGCUAAGUAUGUUAAGUUGGAUGUUGUGAUGAGGGAGUUUGGGAAUGUUAAGGUUGUGGGGAAGUCAGAUCUGGUUACUUAUAAAGGACCUACUAUGUUGGCUUCAAUGUUACAUGCUAUUGCGGUUUUAUUGAAGGUGUCUAAGAGUUGGGAUUGGUUUAUUAAUCUUAGUGCCUCUGAUUAUCCCCUUAUGACUCAAGAUGAUAUACUCCACAUUUUCUCAUACUUGCCUAGGGAUUUGAAUUUUCUUGAGCACUCAAGUAAUAUUGGUUAUAAAGAAUUUUCAAGGGUGAGGCCUAUUAUAAUAGAUCCUGGUUUAUAUCAUCUGAAGAAAUCUGGCGUGUUCUGGGCUAAGGAAAAAAGAUCUGUGCCAGCUUCUUUCAAGGUUUUCAUGGGGUCUGAAUGGGUGAUGCUCUCAAGGUCAUUCCUUGAAUUCUGUAUUUGGGGCUGGGACAAUCUACCACGCACUCUUCUGAUGUACUACACAAAUUUCUUGUUUUCUCUUGAGGGUUACUUCCACACCAUUGUCUGCAAUCACAAGGACUACCAGAACACGACUGUGAAUCACGACUUACAUUACAUCAAAUGGGACAACCCCCCUAAGCAGUAUCCUAUCAAUUUAACACUCAAUCACUUUGAGGACAUGGUCCAGAGCGGUGUCCCUUUUGCUCGUACUUUUGCUACGGAUGAUCCGGUUCUUGAUAAAAUUGACAAGGAAAUAUUAAGAAGAUCUCAUGGCCGGUUUUCGCCAGGGGCUUGGUGUGUGGGAACUACUUCUUUAGGUAAAGAUCCUUGUAUAGUUUAUGGAAGUAUAGAUGUUGUUAAACCAUCGGCAGGGUCAAGAAGCCUAGAGAAACUUAUAGGUAAGCUCCUUGAUACUGAAAAUUUCAGGUCAGGACAAUGUAAAUAAAUUAUGCUCUUUUUCCUCUUGAAAAUCUUUCUUCUCUUAA
Molecule: messenger RNA, 1521 nt
Organism: Capsicum annuum
Lineage: Eukaryota; Viridiplantae; Streptophyta; Magnoliopsida; Solanales; Solanaceae
Product: beta-glucuronosyltransferase GlcAT14C
Exons: 4
Coding region: 237-1481 (414 amino acids)
Cellular component (GO): membrane
Molecular function (GO): glucuronosyltransferase activity
Source: RefSeq, a predicted model, not a curated record